Messenger RNA from Lineus longissimus, 7380 nucleotides. Its product is annotated as protein O-mannosyl-transferase TMTC2-like. The record is from RefSeq and is a predicted model, not a curated record. The transcript is spliced from 10 exons. Gene Ontology annotation, molecular function: protein binding; mannosyltransferase activity. Lineage: Eukaryota; Metazoa; Nemertea; Pilidiophora; Heteronemertea; Lineidae. Gene Ontology annotation, cellular component: endoplasmic reticulum membrane. Bases 22 to 2562 code for a protein of 846 amino acids. Gene Ontology annotation, biological process: protein O-linked glycosylation via mannose.
UUGAUAUGGAAGGUAGCGAAUAUGGAUCGCUCAGUGGUUGUCACAAGUACUGUGGCAGUAAUUUUGUAUCUCAAUACCCUUACUGCGGAUUUUGCCUAUGAUGACAGUCGUGCUAUAAAGAAAAACCAAGACCUCCUGCCGGACACGCCAAUAAUCAACGUAUUCUAUGACGAUUUCUGGGGUACACCUCUGACGCAUAGCGGAUCACACAAGUCAUACCGGCCAUUAUGCGUGCUCUCUUUCCGCCUCAACUACUACCUUCAUGGGUUGAAUCCCAUGGGCUACCACCUGGGCAACAUCAUACUACACGCCCUAGUCACUGGACUUUUCACACACUUGGCCGGAAUAGUCCUGAGAAGAAAACUCGCAGCGUUGUUUGCGGGACUUCUUUUUGCCGCGCAUCCUGUGCACACAGAAGCAGUUGCGGGGAUCGUCGGCCGAGCUGAUGUCGGAUGUUGUUUAUUUUUUCUGCUCUCUUUGCUGUCUUAUAUGAAAUACUGCAAGUUUCGGGACAAGGAUCGGCCAUUUGCCCAGCGUUGGGCCUUUCUCGUAGGAACUGCCAUAUUUACUGCUGCUAGCCUGUUGACCAAGGAGCAGGGAGUGACCGUGCUGGCAGUCUGUGCCAUAUAUGACAUUUUUAUACAGAAUAAGAUACCACCAAAAUACAUAUAUUAUAUUUUUACUAAGAAAAAAUACCGGGGGCUGCUGGAGGGUUUAUCAUGGCUUGUGUUGUGUGGGAUCUCAAUGGUUGCGUUCCGUUUAUACUUCAUGGAGAAGACACCACCAGAAUUCGCACCAGCGGACAAUCCGGCAUCAGACUCUGACAGUUAUGUGACAAGGACGUUAACAUACUUUCUGCUUCCUACGUUUAACUUCUGGUUAUGUGUUUGUCCGAGAGUGCUCAGUUUUGAUUGGUCAAUGGAGGCCAUACCGCUAGUGGAACGAUUCACGGACCCGAGGAAUAUGUUUACGGUGAUAUUUUAUAGCGCGGUGGGAUAUUUUGCAUUUUUUAUCUUAAAAUCAUUCCAUGUGAAAGGAGAAGGCUCAAAGGAUAGUUUUAACGGGAAUGGCUUUGCGCAUCAUAUAGGCGGGAGCCACACCUACCACAAGCCGCAUAUAUCACACAAAAGUAGAAAACACUUGCGGCGUAAUUCAUCAAGUUCGACCGAUAGUAACGAAGACGAUUCACAUAGUGUCCAAGAGGUGUCGUCUCGGACAAUCGAAGUCAUGAUCUUGUCGAUUGCGCUCAUUGUAUUCCCUUUUAUCCCAGCGACAAAUUUAUUUUUCUACGUCGGGUUCGUGAUAGCGGAGCGAGUGUUGUAUAUACCCAGUUUAGGAUUCUGUUUGCUCGUUUCACAUGGUGCUCAUAUUCUGUAUAAACAUUGCCAACGGAAAAAACAUUUCGGCCAAUCGGUUGUUGCCUGCUGUGCAGUGCUCGUGGCGAUGUUUAGCAUGAAAACGGUGGUGCGGAACAUGGACUGGGAGAGUGAAGAGAAUCUAUAUCGAUCGGGCAUAUCGAUAAACCCCCCAAAAGCGUGGGGAAACUUAGCUAAUAUAUUCAAUUCACGAGGCAUGGUCAAAGAGGCAGAAGAGUCAUAUCGUGCAGCGCUAACAUAUCGAGGGAACAUGGCUGAUGUUCAUUAUAACCUUGGCAUUCUAUUACAAGAGCAGAAAAGGUAUCAAGAAGCGAUAGAAAGCUACACCCUAGCUAUCAACUUCAGGCCGAGGCUAACAAUGGCUCAUCUGAAUCUUGGGAUUGUCUUUGGUAUUCUGGGGAAGAAUGCUGAAGCAGAGAAGGCUUACACCCAUUGCUCAAACAUCGACAUAUCAGGCCUAAAAGAUCCUCGACUUCAUGAGAGUACGAAGAUCUCUGCUCUAUUCAACCUCGGGCGUUUGCUUAGCGACCAAGAGAGACCUGCUGAGGCAGUACAGGUCUAUCAGCAGGCCAUUCGGCGACGCCCGCCGCAUUACGCCCCGCAGAGUCUUUAUAACAUGUUAGGGGAGGCCUAUAUGAAACUUCAAAACAUGGAAGAAGCUGAGUUCUGGUACAAGGAGGCCCUGAAGGCUAAGCCCGAGCAUGUGCCUGCCCACCUGACCAUGGCCAAGCUCAUGCAGAAGAGGGGACGACUGGCUGACGCUGAGGAGUGGUUCAAGAAGGCACAGAAGCUGGAUCCCAAAGAUAGCAGUGUGUUCCAGCACUAUGCUCAAUACUUAGCCGACGUUGGACGAACGAAGGAAGCAGCAGAGAUGAACCUCCAGGCGCUCCGACUGACCCCUGAGGACUUUGAGCUCGUUUUCAACACUGCCAACUCCCUGAGACAGGCCGGUCAGAAUCUGGAUGCGGAAAAAUAUUACAAGCGGGCGGCUGAUCUCAAACCUGAUAUGGCCACUGCCCACAUGAAUCUUGGUGCAAUGUAUCACUACAACAAUAAACUCGAGGAGGCAGAGAAAAGCUACCUGCGGGCUCUGAAUUUGAAGCCAGAUGACACUCUGACGCAAGAAAAUCUGAAAAAGUUACGCAAUCUUAUGAGAACGAAAGGCAAACGCGAGGGAAGCAGAUGAGAGGAUCAGUGACCUUGACCCAAGGUCAAGUGACGUUGGUCGAGGUCAAGGUCAGGACAUUGAUGUUGAAGGAUAUACACAUUUGCAGACUCUCAUGACAACAUAUCAGGGGUUAAAUUGGACUAGGACGAAAUGAUCUUCAUUCUAUUGGAUGACCUUGAGUGGUCAAGUUACCCCUUGAUGACCUUGAGGAGGUCAAAUUCCAUUCAGUGAUAUGAAGUAUCUAGUAUUGCUAUACAGGUUAGCUUUGAAGUUGGCCCUCCUAAAAUGGUUACCUCUUACCUGGGCCAUAGGUAAAGUCAAAAUCAAUGUAAAAUAUGUCUUCAAGCUAUUUUCAGUUUGUGAUAUGUUAGUUUCUGUCCUUGUUAGUCUGUAAAAUAUCUUCUGUUAACCUCCUAAGCCUGAAAAAAUCCAGCUCUAUCCUAAUUAGAGUCAAUCUGGACGUAAAUUUAAUUGAUACCUCAUAUUACUGUAAAUUGUUGUAAUUCGGAGGGCUCACAUAGUUAACUCCAGGUAAGGGUCAAAUGUGGAUUAAUAGUCAAUAAGUUGAUAUUCAGUGGCAGUUUAAAAGUGUAAAGCUUUGAAUUUGGGACAGCCACUUAAAGAGGGACAGGUUAUUUCUAAAGAUGUAUUCAGAAAAGAAUUGAGGUUUUCUCAAAUAUGCCGAGUUAAAACAGGGUCAUAAUUCACUUGUUUCCAAUCAUAAACCAAUCAAAUGCCUGUGCCAUAAUGUUACGUUUCGACUGCUGAUCAUUCAUUGCCGGUGAUGCUGGCUUAUAGCCCUUAUACUCAAGUUUGCUUAGAUACAGGUAUGCAGAUUUGUCAAGUUACAUCUGAUGUUGUAAGAACCAUUUUCAAAAGAUCAUGAAGUAAGGCAGAAACUUCCCGGGUAUCACUGGACAUACCAAGCCUUUGCCAUGGAGACAAGGAAUGCGGCUGCACAUGUAAUGGGCUGAGUCUGCGAUGCUUCCUAUUCAGGUCAUGUGGCAGGCAAAAGAGGGAGCUUUUCAGCUUAUUUGUUUCUGAGCAAAUUUGGGUCAAAAUGCACACAUGUAUACUACAAGCACUAGGUUAUAAAAUGGCACCAGCACAAGAAUCGCAUUUCUAUCUUCAAAUACUAUUGGUUUUAAUUCAAAUAUCAUGGGCCAACCAUAAUUAUGGAGUUUUAGAAAGAACCUUUUGUUUCUUUUUCCUUUGACAGAAUUCACUCUUAGUCCUCUAAGUCCAUAUCUGGCUUUUGCAAUAUGCAGCAUCAAGAAAUAAUUCGUCAAAACUGUUGCAUGGCAAACUAUCUGCCAUGCAAGCAUAUUAUUGGUCUUCUAAUAUCUUGAACAAUUUUGGUUCUUUUAAUUGACAUGUUUAAGGUGAUAUAACGUACCUAUCUUGGCACAUGAUGUUUAAAGCAUACUGUUUACAUCUUUUCCCUUUUUACAUGUAUUACAUUACAUUCCCUUUUUCUUUUUUUCUGUAUUGUUUUUUUGCUGUUAGGUUGUGAAUAUACCCCAGCUGCCGAGCUACAAAAUAUUAUGCAAAGCAGAAGCAUUUUGUGUGCAGUUAGCUAUUUGCCAUCAACUUAUGUUGGGGUCAGGGAUUUAACUUAAGCUACAACCACUGACUUAUGACUAAGUACAAGUGUCUAAUACAGAUUUCAUUGGCCAUAUACUGUACACACAUACUAGUACAGUAGAACCUCUCUAUUAAGGACACCCUCGGAACUGACAAGUACUGUCCUUGUUGGAGAGGUGUCCUGAUUAGAGAGGUCCAAUUGAAUAGAAACAAGCCAAUUUGGGAUUAAGACUAGUGUCCUUAAUAGAGAGGGUGUGCUUAAUAGAGAGGUGUCAGUUAAGGGAGGUUCCACUGUACAUGUAUUCUGUUAACAGCUUUGGAUUGCAAACUGCUCUAUCCCAUCGAGAGUUUGUGAGACUCCACCAAACUGUGUUCUUAGAUAUCAGCCAGCCAUUUAAUUGUUGAAUUGGCACAUUUUAAUCUAGCAAAGUUAAUUAAUAUAUUGUUGCACGACUCUUGAUUAAAUUUCUCCGUCUUAGCCUUUUAGGAAAUUGAUGUUUAUCUUUUAUCUCCAACGUAUCGUUUCUCCAUGUGAUUAGCUAUGCUCAAUUUACAAUUUUUCUCUCAAAAGUUGUGAUGGUUUUGUUUAUCAUGAAAUGAUGUCAGAUUGAGUGAAUAUUAUCUGAGAUGUCAGCCUGGUGGCAACAGGGGAAACUAGAGACAAGACCACUAAUGAAUAUUCAUAGCCGGUUGGAGGGUCGAGGCCUAUCAAUUAGGCGAGUGCAUGUUUUUUACUCUCAAGUACAUAUUUGGAGAUGUAUUGAAAAAAUAUUUGCUGUGGCAAGUCUGCAGAUAUAAAUAAAUUGUUUGGUAAAAAAAAUAAUUUUGAAUUUCGACAACCUGGCCAUAGGGGGGUGGUUCAAAUUUGGAGUGAAAAUGGCCGAUAUGGGUAAAAAUGUCCACUUGUGUCAAACUUGUCAAUUUUUAAAAAAAUUUCCGUGGUCAAUCACCAAUUUAAAUCGCACCAGUUACUCGCAAGAUUAACCCGUAUAUCAUAUCCGAAUUUCAGUUUCACUACUUGACGCAUUCUUUGAUGCGUCGCGGUCAAACAUUGACAAUUUAACUGCUAAAAGGCUUAAAAAAUCAAUUGUGGUCUUGUCUAACUAAGGAGAGCAAAGAUUUAAGAAUAAGCCGGCGGAUGCACCUCAAGAAAAUUGUGAGGUCUUAUUAGACUUAGUUGACGCGAAAAUAUAUUUUUGGGGUCACAACCCUGCUUCACCGUCAGUGUGUCAUAAGAUGAUGUUACAUAUCCCGAAUAUAUAGGUAAAUUAUUUUGUAUAUUUCAGUGAAGUAUUGAAUUCAUUCGGAUAUGUUGUAUGUCUAUUUGUGUACAUAUAUUGUACAAGUGCUUACUACCUGAAAGGAGAUGUUCCAGGAAUUACUGAUGGCUGUCAUAAAUGCAGAGCUUCACAUACAGUUCCUAAUGUAGAGGGCAGUGCUUGGAUACAUCCAAAAAUGUGCACAAAGUUGUUUAGAAUGUUUUCGUAAACUUUCUGCUGCAUUCCUAAAUAUCAAGUCUACUGUGCAUUCUGAGAGCCAUCUGUAAUUCCUGCUGCUAUUCCUUCCAGCAGCAGUGUGUAUUAUGCUUUUUCGGAUGUGAAUUUCAGGGUAUUGUGUGAUUCAAAUUCGCAUUAAGAACUAUGUAGCAAAAUAUGAAAUUUUGGCCAAGAAACUAUUUGUACAUAUGUCUGCCCCGUGCCAUAGGCCAAGUCAUACAUCUAAGAAUAAUUCUAACAACAAUAUCUUGGCUGCUGAGGUAUUGUUGUUUAAGUAAUGUUGUUGAUUGGUGUCCCUGAGUUUGUUUGUGUUAGAAUAUACAAUUUGACAAUGGAAAACAUUUCAGCAUAAGUUGUAACUGUCCGGUGAUAAGUUAGAUAUUGUCAACAGUUCUAUCCAUAAGUAAUAUUCCUUAUUACGCGGUACAAUAUAUUUUAGAAACUCCUCCGUGCCACAUAUCAUGAAGUCAUGACUUUCACAGAUAUGGAUGUAAGGAUUUGAGGUGAUGAAAUUCGCUUCAGUGCUGGUUAGGAAUGAAAUGUACCGUCGUAGUGUUGCGCAAUGAGGCAUGUUACUUAUGAGCAGAAUUAAGUGGAAAACAGGGAUGCCGUGUUUUAUGUAAGAUUUAUUUGAUGCUCUUUAUUGUGAUCUCAAGUCUUUGUUUGCUAUGAUUAGCUAGGUUAUUUCCUUUCACCUUGACUAGAUCUUACAUGACAUUACUGUUGACUCCAUAUGUAGUGGUGCUCUGUCUCUCCUAGUGUAUUAUCUGUCAGAUUAAAUUGAAAUUUAGUAUCUGGCAGGCUGAACUCUGUCAACUUAUAUUAGGUUUCAGUAACUGGCAGGCUCAACUCUAUCAACUUAGAUUAGGGUUCAGUGUCUGGCAGGCUCAACUCUGUCAACUUAGAUUAGGGUUCAGUAUCUGGCAGGCUCAACUCUGUCAACUUAGAUUAGGGUUCAGUAUCUGGCAGGCUCAACUCUGUCAACUUAGAUAAGGGUUCAGUGUCUGGCAUGCUGAACUCUGUCAACUUAGAUUCGGGUUCAGUGUCUGGCAGGCUGAAUUCUGUCAACUUAGAUUAGGGUUCAGUGGCAGGGUGAACUCGGUCAACUUAGAUUAGAUUUCAGUAUCCAACAGGUUCAAGUGAAGUCACCAGGAUUGCAAUUGAAUACCUAUAAUGUAAAAUUCUCAUGUAGUUUGUACAAAAUUGUCAGUAAGAUACUUCUAAAUCAACAUAUUUUCAGUAAUCUUAAGAUAUUGUAAUUUUUGCUUUGAUUCAAUUUUGAAUGGAAUUAAAAGUAUAGCAAAAUUUAAUUCUGGAAUAUUUUGAUUAAACAGUGGAUAACAUUUAAAAUGAAAUAAUGAUCUCUUUAGGUCCGAAUGUAGGUAGCAGGAAUUUAAAUAUUAAAUACAGGGCUACUUUGCCAUGAGAGGUUGAAAUUUAGAUUAACAUCUGAUAGUUAUCUGGCAAAUAAAUCAAUGUUUCAGCAAAUGUGUCCAGGACAGUACAAUAGAGUACCUGUCUUCAAUAUUGUAGCAGACAUUUUAGUGUUAUUUGAAGAUGUACUAGUGUCCUCCCAUGGCAAAGUUGCCCCAGUAUUUGGUUCUUUCAAAGCUUUGUGGUGGAAAUAUUGUCUGUAAAUUAUAAGGCUAGAUGAAUAUGAGGUGAAUACUUUCAUGUGAAUAUCACCAUUUCUCAAGUCAAUGGGGAUAAAGGUGCUAUUUGGAUUUGCUUUAGGAAAGUAGCUAGAUUGUCAAUA